Diutina rugosa is the source of this 711-nucleotide messenger RNA. RefSeq names its product Eaf7p (gene EAF7). Lineage: Eukaryota; Fungi; Ascomycota; Pichiomycetes; Serinales; Debaryomycetaceae. The transcript has a single exon. The coding region runs from base 1 to 711 and encodes 236 amino acids. The record is from RefSeq and is a predicted model, not a curated record. Gene Ontology annotation, biological process: regulation of DNA-templated transcription. Gene Ontology annotation, cellular component: nucleus; H4/H2A histone acetyltransferase complex.
AUGGCGCCGGUGUGGAGCGAGGACGACGAGAUCCUCUUCUUCAAUCUCAUCUGUGACCACAAACCCGCGGGGAAAAACAAGGCGGCCAACCUUGAGAUCAUCGUGACGAAGCUCAAUGAACACCGCCCGGAGCCAUUGGUGACGCAGGACGUCGAGGAUAAGCUCAGCCAGUACUGGGACAUGCAACGAGUGGACGAGAUAGAGGGUCUGGACGACGAGGAGGAAGUUGAAGCGACGCCAAAGUCUACUCCCGCGCCGGAAACGGCCUCGGAAGACGCGGAAGACGGCGACGACGACGCCACCGCCGAACCUGAAGAACAACAAGAGGAAGAGCCAGCGGCGAAGCCUAAGACGCGUAAGCUGACUCGUACUCGGGCCACCAGAACAGCAGCGACAGCUAAGGAGACCACCACUCCUCGGAAACGGACGAGGGGUGCGCCAGUUAAGGACGCUACACCGGCAACCAAACGGGCACGCAAAGACCCACCGAGAAAGGGCCCUGGUCGUCCACCUAAAAAUAGACCUGUGGAGCCUGAGCCUGAAAGCAGUCUGUCCGAGCUGGAAGAUGACGAUGAGGAUGACGCUGAUGAAGAAGAGGAAGAGAAGGAGGUUAAGACUAAGCCUAAGCCUAGGGCUAAAGCUACCCGCAAAGCUGCUCCUAAACGCGCCGCAACCCGAUCCACGCCUCGCCGCUCGACCAGAAAUAAGUAA